CAAUAAAUUAAGCCUAUAUGUAAGCGAGAGAUUGACUCAGAUCUGCCCCCCCACCAGAUCUCCAAUGGUCAAUCAGUGUUAUUCAGGAAUAGAAACAAUAACUAAUUAAUUAAUGAAGCUAAUGAGCCACUUGAUAGCAGGAGGCUUGUGUGAACAGGACAGUUAAAUCAGUGACCUAAGUUGUUUUAUUGAUGUUUUUUUUUUUUUUUUAUUUCAACGCUGAGAAAGAUUGAAAAUACUUAAUUUUUCCAUCAAUUAGUCUAGGGUUGACAUGAACUGAAUAGGCAGGAUUUAAAAAAAAAUGUUUUUCUCCAAAGUGCUCUUAAACAGCCACUUGAUUACAUAUUCAUUUUUUUUUCUUACAGCUCUGAACAUUAACAGGAAAAUAACACUGAAACAGAAUGUCGCAUACCUUUUGUCUGAAAAGGUGAAAUCUUUUCAGAUAGAAAUGGCUGAUAAGGGUGGGAAGAUGCUUCCAGGACAAUUGUACAUUCAAGUGGAAUAUGACUAUGAGUAUGAGGCCAAGGACAAGAAAAUUGUGAUCAAGCAAGGGGAAAAAUACAUCUUAGUGAAAAAGACUAAUGAUGAUUGGUGGCAAGUCAAAAGAGAUGAAAAUUCCAAACCCUUUUAUGUGCCAGCACAGUAUGUGAAGGAAAUACCCCGGAAAGCACUGAUGCCACCUGUGAAGCAGGCAAGCAUGCUGCCAAAUAACACCUUGAAGUUGACACAUGGAUUACAGAGAUCAACAGAAAAUGUGAAUAAGUCACCAGAGCUUUCUAGUUUUGGAAAAUCUUCUCCAGUUCAAGUGUCUUGCUUAGUUCGAGAUGCCAAUCAAAAUCUGGGACCGAACAAUAGCCCCUGUCAAACUUUUGGUUUGAGUCUGGACCUUACCCAGAACAAUGGAAAACUUAACAAUGAGUUGCAAUCUCCCAAGGUUUCCAAUCAGUUUAGAACCAUUUCCAUGGGUCAUUUCCCAUGCCCGGAGUUCUUGGAAAUAGAGAAAACCAGCUUUUUGCAUGAACAGUCUUGUGAUUCAGCAGGAGAAGGCUCAGAAAAAAUUCACCAAGAUUCGGAGUCCGGAGAUGAGCUCAGUAGUAGUUCCACAGAACAAGUGCAGCCAACUACUCCACCAAGCCAAGGGAGGCCUGAUUCACCAGUUUAUGCUAAUUUACAAGAACUGAAAAUAUCUCAGUCUGCACUUCCACCACUACCUACAAGUGCUCCAGUCCAAAUAAAUGGGGAAUGGGAAACCCAUAAAGACACGACAGGACGCUGUUAUUACUACAACAGAGGAUCACAGGAACGAACCUGGAAACCUCCGCGGUGGGCCCGGGAUGCAAGCAUUAAUAAAGGGGAUUCCCAGAGCCAUGCAGAUCAUGAGCAUCUUUCAUCAGAAGAAAACGACCACAGUUCUUGUUACAGCCAGUCAGAUAGUCAGUAUGGUUCUCCUCCAAAGGGUUGGUCAGAAGAGUUGGAUGAACAUGGUCAAACCUUAUAUACCAAUGACUAUACUAAUGAAAAGUGGAUAAAACACGCAGAUGAACAAGGCAGACCAUAUUAUUACAGUGCUGAUGGUUCCAGAUCAGAGUGGGAGUUGCCUAAGUAUAAUGCUUCACCACAGCAGCAGAGAGAUAUAAUAAAGAGUAGGAGUCUGGACAGAAGGCUACAGGAGCCAAUAGUUUUAACAAAAUGGAGGCACAGCACAAUUGUGCUGGACACCAACGACAAGGAAUCAUCAACUGCUUCUAAGGCCGGUUUUCCUGAAAAUGAGUCAUCUCCUUCUUCACCAAAGCAUCAAGCCACAGGUCAAGAAAAGUAUGGGUUAUUAAAUGUGACAAAAAUUACAGAAAAUGGGAAGAAGGUUCGAAAGAAUUGGAUGUCAUCAUGGGCAGUGUUACAAGGGUCAUCACUACUGUUCACUAAAACCCAAGGAAGUGGAACUGGCUGGAAGUUUGGUGUUAAUCAGUCUAAGCCAGAAUUUACAGUGGAUCUCAAAGGGGCUUUGAUUGACUGGGCCUCAAAGGACAAAUCCAGCAAAAAGAAUGUUAUUGAGCUAAAAACUCGUCAAGGUACUGAACUCUUAAUUCAAUCAGAUAAUGACAGCUUUAUUAAUGAAUGGUAUAAAGUUCUUAACUACACCAUCAAUAAUCAGGUAAUAGAGUCUGAUGAAGCAUUAGACGAUGAGGUACCAGAUUCACCUGGAGUGGAAAAACAAGACAAAGAGAAAGAAAAUAAAGACUCUAAGAAACUUCGUUCAGUGAAAGCUCCCAGCAAUAUAGAUUCCACAGAUCAGAAAAAGACCAAAACAAAGCUCAAGAAGUUUCUUACACGGCGCCCUACAUUACAAGCUGUCCGUGAAAAAGGCUACAUUAAGGAUCAAGUUUUUGGUUCAAAUCUCACCAGCUUGUGUCAAAGAGAAAACAGCACGGUGCCAAAGUUCGUGAAGCUGUGCAUUGAGCAUGUUGAGGAACAUGGUUUAGAUAUUGAUGGCUUAUACAGAGUUAGUGGAAAUCUUGCAGUGAUACAGAAGCUGAGAUUUGCAGUCAAUCAUGAUGAGAAGCUGGACUUGAGUGACAGCAAAUGGGAAGAUAUACAUGUCAUUACAGGAGCUCUAAAAAUGUUCUUCAGAGAAUUGCCAGAGCCACUGUUCACUUACAACCACUUCAAUGACUUUGUCAAUGCAAUCAAGCAAGAACCAAGGCAGCGUGUCCCUGCUGUUAAAGAUUUAAUCAAACAGUUGCCAAAACCAAAUCAGGACACGAUGCAGGUACUCUUUAGACACCUGAAAAGAGUUGUAGAAAAUGGAGAGAAGAACCGAAUGACCUAUCAAAGUAUAGCAAUAGUUUUUGGUCCAACCUUAUUAAAACCAGAGAAAGAGACUGGUAACAUAGCAGUCCACACAGUAUACCAGAACCAGAUUGUAGAGUUAAUUCUACUGGAAUUGAAUUCCAUCUUUGGACGCUGACAUUUUUCUUGGAGAAGAAACUGGAAGUGAUGGGUUGGCAGCAGUACUUCAUCAGAAGGAAAAUCUCUUGCUGUAUGUGAUGUUUUAUGUUUGUGGACCAAGCAGCAACUUGUUUUUUGCACUUUUGGGGAGGAGAGAAACAGGAGAAAUGUUUGACCACUUUAAAGUGAAUUAAAGACAACACUUCAGAUUUCUUUGAAAAGUUCAAUAUAAAAAGUGAAUUGAAAAGUUUAUAGUUUGCCUUUUUAAGUAUCAUUGGAAAAAUUUAAUGUAGGUUCAUACACUGGAUUUCUCGGAGAGUAAAACUAAUAAUCUCAGACUGGAUAAUCUGGAAUUUAAUCUCGAAAUUCUUCCAUAUGAUGGGGAAAAGUUCUACCAUUUUUCCUGGUAUGGAAAAAUUCAGUGAAGUCGCAUCUUAAGCUUGUUUAUUACAACGUACUUACAUCUGUAUGACACACUUUUCCAAGGGGUUUCUGCAUGCAGUGACUGUCAUAGACUUGCACUAACAAUUU
Sturnus vulgaris (Common starling) is the source of this 3477-nucleotide messenger RNA. RefSeq names its product Rho GTPase activating protein 12 (gene ARHGAP12). Gene Ontology annotation, cellular component: cytoplasm. Gene Ontology annotation, biological process: signal transduction; regulation of GTPase activity. The record is from RefSeq and is a predicted model, not a curated record. Lineage: Eukaryota; Metazoa; Chordata; Aves; Passeriformes; Sturnidae. Gene Ontology annotation, molecular function: protein binding.